Neoarius graeffei (lesser salmon catfish) is the source of this 3081-nucleotide messenger RNA. RefSeq names its product P2Y receptor family member 10 (gene p2ry10). Lineage: Eukaryota; Metazoa; Chordata; Actinopteri; Siluriformes; Ariidae. The record is from RefSeq and is a predicted model, not a curated record. Bases 390 to 1403 code for a protein of 337 amino acids. Gene Ontology annotation, biological process: positive regulation of Rho protein signal transduction; phospholipase C-activating G protein-coupled receptor signaling pathway. Gene Ontology annotation, cellular component: membrane. Gene Ontology annotation, molecular function: G protein-coupled receptor activity. The transcript has 3 exons.
CACAAAGCCAAGCUUUGAGGAGCAGCUGGUUGUUCUGGUCUUCUAUGAGCAGCAGAAACUCCAAAUGCCAAAAUGCAUUUGAAGGCAUUCGAAGGUCCAUGCAGUCAGAAGCUGAAUUUGUUUGUAUUUCUGGAGUACUUUUUAUUCAGUAGCCAUGGACACUGUUAAUACUAGAAUGCACUUCAGAAAAGAAUAAAACUGAAAUAAACAGCAUAUGCUGAGCAUAUCUGAUAAGAUGACACUUCCUCUUUGGGGAGGUGAAGAGAAAACGGUAGUACUUUCGCACGGAUAGUUCAGCAUUUGACAUCAACAGGGUGGAAGCCACAAAUACUGAAUUCUGAACUCUCUGCAUACAAAAGAAGAGCUCUGAUAAAUGACUCUACAGCUUCAUGAUGUCUUUUAUGAAUGGCUCAUGUGGUGGGGUCAGCAACAGCACAUCAAAUCAUUCUCAGUGGGAAAAAAGCAUGGAUAAGCUCUACACCUACUUCUACCUGUUCAUCUUCAUCCCAGGCUUGCUCGGGAACAGCCUUGCUCUCUGGGUGCUGUGUCGCUUUAUAAGCAAGAAGACCAAAGCCAUUAUCUUCAUGAUGAACCUGGCCAUUGCUGACCUGGCCCAUGUCCUGUCCCUGCCAUUGCGUAUCUACUAUUACAUCAAUCACACCUGGCCUUUUGGAAAGGGAAUGUGCUUGCUCUGCUUCUACCUGAAAUAUCUUAACAUGUACGCAGGCAUUGCCUUCCUGGUCUGCAUCAGUAUCCAACGUUGUGCCUUCCUCAUGCGCCCCUUUUGUGCCAGAGAGUGGAAGCGGCGCUAUGAUGUUCGCAUUAGCAUAGCUGUGUGGUUGGUAGUUGGUUUAUGCUGCUCUCCUUUCAUCUUGAUGAGAAGCACCACAUCAAACACACAGUCCAAUCAAACCUGCUUUAAGGACUUGCCCAUGCGAAAGCUGAACCUGGGAACAGCAGUGCUCAUAAUGUCCUUUGGUGAGCUCCUGGGCUUUGUGGCCCCACUGACCAUCAUCAUCUUUUGCUCUUAUUUCAUCAUUUAUUCUUUGAAACAGAGCUUAAGGCCUGGUGUCUCAGUCAAUGACAAGAGAAGGGCCUUGCGCCUGGUAUUAGUGUGUACCGGUGUGUUCCUCUUCUGUUUUGCUCCGUACCACAUCAACUUCCUUCUGUAUAUGAUGGUUUCACAGUGCAUCAUUACGCAGGAUUCUUUGCAGCAGGUGAUUAGACAGUUCCAUCCAAUCUCACUGUGCAUAGCCAGCCUCAACUGCUGCCUGAAUCCACUCAUAUACUACUUCCUUACCACAGAGUUCAGGCAGCAGCUCAGUCGCCAGGGAAGCUCUAUAUUAAGAGGGAGGCUAAUGAGUAUGGAGAGCACCUCCUCAUACAGAGAACCACUUUCCUGAUGGCCAUGGACAGCACUUCCUCCUACAGAAAAGCACUUCUGUGAUGAACAUGGCGAGCACCUCUUUAUAUCGAGAAGAACUUCCUGAUUUGGAGGGGGAAACACCUCCUCCUAUAGAAAAUAAGCACGCUUAGAUAUUAAGAUUAGAUUAAGAUAUUUAAUGAUAUCUUCAAGUUUGCAUUAAUAUCCUGAGCUGUGAAUUACUGAAGCUCUAUUUCUGCUCCAGUUAGUGAAAGCUGCAUCAUGACCAUGGAUAUGUAGAAUGUAGCUUAGUUUUAACUGUGAUAAUCAGGUUUUGGGCCACUGUUUAACAGUCUUUCAAUCAUGUGGUAUACUUUUUACAUUAAUAGUCUUUGAGGACCACUAAAUGUAAUCCCUGUUUCUUCCUUUCAAUAUUAAUGGCAAUUAGACCUGCAACUACAGUAAUUAGCCAAAGAAAUAUCACCUGCCAGGUGUAAUUUACGAUUUAGAUGUUGAGGUCACAAAAUGUAACUUAUAUGCCUAAAACAAUCAUUGUGAUUAAAGUACAACACAAAAGGAAUUAAGAGAAAACAUUUUUUGCAAUAGGCAAUAAAACCCAUCACUUCAGUGGCAGCAAAAACCUUUCAGAAGAAAAUCUGAAGAAAUACUGUGUUCAGAUUAAGCUCAGAUAUUGACUAGUUAGUUGCUGAAAAACGGGCACACAAAUCUGCCUCAAAGCAUAAAAAAAAAAGCUUGUGCAAGUACUUUGCAAUGUACCUUACAAUAUGCCUCACCAUAUGAUAGUGGUAGCUGAAGACAUAGGAAACCAUGAGACCAAAGCCAGGCAUAGUCAGAUUAAUUUGAUUUAUCAUUUUGCACUGAAUUCAGUUCUGUACUAAAAUGCAUGGCUUUAAAGAAAUGUUUCAUAUUUCAAUACAUGGCCUCCUUUAAAAGGAUUGAAAGACACGUGACAUUGUUUGCAACUCUGAUAAAAUGGGCUCUGAAUAUUGCACUAAUACAAUGAUGAUGUAAAUAAGGGUGUGUAGAAAGAAAGAAUGCUUCAAAUAAUACAAACAAUGCAAGCUGAGUAUAGUAAUAUGUUGUGUCAUAGAAUCACUGACAGUAGUAUACUGGAACAGAUAUAUUUCACCUGGAGUCAUUAUGUUACAUUUCGGGUUUUUCUUGUGUUCAAAUAAAAUUUCAAAUGUACAGAUAUUUUUUCUUUAUUCAAAAUUAUGAACCAAAACAGAAACAUCUUCGAAAUAUAAGUGUUAUGAGAAGCCAUAAAUAAACUCAAGCAGUGCAUGGCUAUCCAUUUCCUGUUUAGGAUUGUUUGUCAUGUAAUAUGCGAUUUAUCAUCAAAUGUAAUGUACAUUUUGUUAAAUACACUAUUUGUCUGUGUUCUAUAUUUAGACUCAAGCAUAAGUUUCGAAUGUUGUUCAGAUUUCCUGAGUGUAUUUUCCACCAGCCUAUUUCAGGCAAUUACCCCGAAGUUCAACAGAAAGUGAGAUAUUACUAAUCUUUGUGACUCAUUUAUCUUCUUAUUUUCGCUUCAUGUACAUGUGCAGUGUAACAGGUACAAGUGGAGGAAAUGUGUGGGCAAACUGUGCGCAUUGCUGAAAUGUGCCAUAUUUUACUUUGAACUGUAUAGAGGCCUCAGGCACAAGGUCUGUCUACAUAAAAUAAAUGCUGUAGCAGUCUGUGACAGCUGAACAUGA